CUGAACCUGUAGUCACGUGAUCUCUCGCGAUGAUUCACAUUAUUCUCGCAGUAUAUUGCUCUGUUAAUCCGUAAACGUCGUAGCUGUCUGUUGUUGAAGUGGACCUAUAUAAGCAGAAACAAGGUUGUUGGAAUCGCUGAACAACAGUCAUGUCAGAGUUAAGUGGAAAGGUCCAGACCGUCCUGGGUCUGGUGGAUCCAGACCAGCUGGGCCGCACAAUGACCCACGAGCACCUGACCAUGACCUUUGAGUGCUGCUACUUCCCUCCUCCUCAAGGCGAAGAGGCGGUGGCGGAGAACCCGUUCCAGAUGCAACACAUGCACUGGCUGAGACAGAACCCCUACAGCUGCCACGAGAACCUGCUGCUGCAGCAGGAGAUCCCCGCCGUGAGGGACGAGCUGCUGGCUUACAGGAAAGCCGGCGGGGGCACGAUAGUGGAGAACACAACCACGGGCAUAGACCGGGACCUGCCCACCCUAAAGCAGCUCGCCAAGGACACAGGGGUCCACGUCAUAGCAGGAGCAGGGUACUAUGUGGACUGCACACACACUGAGGCCACCAAGAGGAUGAGUGUAGAGAAGCUCACAGACAUCAUUGUCAGCGAGGUGCUUCACGGCGCCGAUGGUACUGACAUCCGCUGUGGAGUGAUCGGAGAGAUCGGCACCGGCUGGCCCAUCACGGAGAGUGAGAGGAAGGUGCUGAGGGCCACAGCUCACGCUCAGACACAGCUGGGCUGCCCCGUCAUCAUCCAUCCCGGCAGGAACCCCGCGGCUCCGGCUGAAAUCGUGCGGAUUCUUCAGGAGGCCGGUGGUGACAUCAGUAAAACUGUCAUGUCACACCUGGACAGGACUAUAUUUGAUGAUGGUGAACUGCUUGAGUUUGCAAAGCUGGGGAGUUACCUGGAGUACGAUCUGUUUGGAACAGAGAUGCUGAACUACCCCUACAACCUGGAGGUGGACAUGCCGAGUGACAGCCAGAGAGUGAAGGCCUUGGCAUUCCUCGUGAAGGAGGGCUACGACGACAAAAUCGUGGUGGCACACGACAUCCACACCAAGAACCGUCUCACAAAGUACGGCGGACACGGCUACUCUCACAUCCUAAAGAACAUUGUGCCGAAGAUGCUGAUGAGGGGGAUCUCACAGCACCAGGUGGAUAAGAUCCUCAUCGACAACCCCAAACACUGGCUCACCUUCAAAUAAGCAAAGAAAUAGAGAAAACCAAGAAAAGCCAUUUGAUUUAGCAAUGUUUUUUAUAUUCACGACUGAAAGAUUAAUGAACACGUUGAAAUCUUUGCAAUAAUCUCAGUCCAAAUUCUUCUUUAAAUGGGCUUUUGGACGCUGAAACCAAUUAGCUUGUUUUGUUUGUGGAUUAAUUUGUCUUUAAUGUCAACACUGGAAAACAUUUACAGGCUGUUGUUUCAUCCAGGCCCUCAUUAAUUAAAACUUGAUUUUAUA
Messenger RNA from Eleginops maclovinus (Patagonian blennie), 1454 nucleotides. It is a transcript of the gene pter, whose product is annotated as phosphotriesterase related. Lineage: Eukaryota; Metazoa; Chordata; Actinopteri; Perciformes; Eleginopidae. The record is from RefSeq and is a predicted model, not a curated record. The transcript has 5 exons. Gene Ontology annotation, molecular function: zinc ion binding. Bases 150 to 1199 code for a protein of 349 amino acids. Gene Ontology annotation, biological process: catabolic process.